Neurospora hispaniola is the source of this 1669-nucleotide messenger RNA. RefSeq names its product putative alpha-1, 2-mannosyltransferase. The transcript has 4 exons. Gene Ontology annotation, molecular function: alpha-1,2-mannosyltransferase activity. The coding region runs from base 180 to 1361 and encodes 393 amino acids. Gene Ontology annotation, cellular component: Golgi apparatus; membrane. The record is from RefSeq and is a predicted model, not a curated record. Gene Ontology annotation, biological process: cell wall mannoprotein biosynthetic process; protein O-linked glycosylation; protein N-linked glycosylation. Lineage: Eukaryota; Fungi; Ascomycota; Sordariomycetes; Sordariales; Sordariaceae.
CCGAGCUUGGCCAUCGCAGUACAAGAGUCGGCACGUCGCCGAGCCCCGCGCUGCGAUCCCACCAUCAACUUAGGUAUAUCACCGUUUGAUAGAUGAAGUAGUCAACCCCGUGGCCGUGACACCUCGAACCAUCCCGGUUGGACACUUGGACUUCUCCAGUCUCCUAACCUCCUAUCACAAUGGCGAUUGCUCGCCCAGUACGAGCCCUGGCCCUGGCGGCUGCGCUCGUCUGGUGUUUCUUCAUAUGGCAGCUUCUGUCGCCAUCGGGAACCGCCAUGACCAAAGACAAAUACUUGUCCUUUGAGCGGGAUCCCAACCUGGACCCUACGGGAGAACCCGAAGGGAAGCUCAUACGCGCUUCCGAAGACUAUGCGCCGGGCGCAAAGAACUCGGCCAGAAUCAAUGCCACUCUGCUGGCGCUGGUGCGAAACGAGGAGCUGGAAGGCAUGCUGCAGGCGAUGCGCGACCUCGAGCGGACAUGGAACCACAAGUUCAACUACCCGUGGACCUUUUUCAAUGACGUGCCCUUUUCCGAAGAGUUCAAGAAGAGAACGCGCGCGGUAACGAAGGCCGAGGUCAGAUACGAACUUAUUCCCAAGGAGCACUGGGAAAUGCCAUCAUGGAUUAACCAGGACCUGUACCACGAGUCGGUCAAGAUCCUCGAAGAAAAGAAGAUUCAGUAUGCCGACAAAAUCUCGUACCACCAAAUGUGUCGGUGGAACAGCGGCAUGUUCUACAAGCACCCGGCCCUGGCCAACACGCAGUACUACUGGCGCGUCGAGCCCAACGUUCACUUCUUUUGCGAUGUCGACUAUGACGUUUUCCGCUACAUGCACGAUAACAACAAGACGUACGGCUUCACCAUCAACCUGUACGACGCCCCGGCCUCCAUCACCACUCUGUGGCCUGAAACCGAAAAGUUCUUGGCCGAGCACCCCGAGUACGUGCACGAGAACAGCGCCAUGAAUUGGUUGACGGACAAGACCCGCCGUCCCGACCACACAAAGGAUGCCAAUGGUUAUUCGACAUGCCACUUCUGGAGCAACUUUGAGAUUGGUGAUAUGAACUUCUGGCGCAGCAAGGCGUACGAGGAUUAUUUCAACCACUUGGACCGUGCCGGUGGCUUUUUCUACGAGCGUUGGGGUGACGCACCUGUCCACAGUAUUGCCCUGGGUCUCUUCGAGGACUCUAGCAAGAUUCAUUGGUUCCGCGAUAUUGGCUAUCAGCACAUUCCCUUCUUCAACUGUCCCAACUCCCCCAAGUGCAAGGGCUGCGUUACCGGCCGUUUCACCGAUGGCGAGGCCUGGCUCAACAGGGAAGAUUGCAGACCCAACUGGUUCAAGUACGUCGGCAUGGGCUAAGCUAUGAACGAAACCCGAACGACAAACACAUCGAAAAAAAAAAAAAAUAAAACACGAAACAGUAAUGGAGCGUUGGCGUGGCUGGGUUUUCGGCAACGAAAAGCCUCUGGGCCGCGCUACUGUAUCAUACCCGGCUACGUAGCCUUGCGGCGUUGCAUAUGACAUGCUUUCGGGAUACAUACGCUUAUGGAACUGACGAAGGAACUUGUCUGACGCUGGCGGUAUCCAGCCAUCUAAUGAUGCUUGUACAUACUAAUUUAUGACGAAUUCCUGAUGCACGACACAUGAUCAAAAUGGGCGGUUACGGG